CAUAUUUUCUAGGAAAUUUUGUGCAAAAAGUUAUGGGACUACGUGCACAUAAAGUGUUACUGAUUACUGCUGCACUUCUUUUGGGGUUAUACUUGAUCGGACGAACUUUUCAACGGAUACAGAAGAGAAUCGAGAGUGGUACCCCGGAGAGAUAUAAAAUCUACAGGUCCCAGCUCGACCAUAAUUCCACCACAUAUCAAGCAGAGGGAAGUAUGAAGUUUCGUCGUGAAAUGAUGCUCAGUGCUUGUCGUAAAUAUUCGAAAAAUAGGCCAUCCUCUUCUGAAGAGACGUAUGUAAAAAAUCCAUUUCUAAAGACAAGCUUAUUCUUUUCUGACGAGUUUAAGGUUCUAUUCUGUCAAAUACCAAAAUGUGCCACGCGCAGUCAAGCGAAGUUUCUGGCAGCAGCAGACGACCUCAUCAAAGAGUCAGAAAUGGAUACUGUUACAGAAAUUCGAGCUACUUCACUCAUACAUAGAAAGACAUCUUUCUGCAAGACGCAUACGAAAUAUCGACGAGAUUGCUCGAAGAAUGAUUUCACUGACAAUGCUAAGGUGCAGAAAUAUUUUGCCGACGUAUCCCCAAUUUUAGUGGAAUCACUCUAUCAAACUUAUAAAAAGGAUUAUGAACUAUUUGGAUUUAUGAAACCUUCCGAAUUUCAACGAUAA
Messenger RNA from Styela clava, 665 nucleotides. The record is from RefSeq and is a predicted model, not a curated record. Lineage: Eukaryota; Metazoa; Chordata; Ascidiacea; Stolidobranchia; Styelidae.